Ogataea polymorpha is the source of this 2619-nucleotide messenger RNA. RefSeq lists its product as uncharacterized. The record is from RefSeq and is a predicted model, not a curated record. Bases 1 to 2619 code for a protein of 872 amino acids. The transcript has a single exon. NCBI's taxonomy places the organism in Eukaryota, Fungi, Ascomycota, Pichiomycetes, Pichiales, Pichiaceae. Gene Ontology annotation, molecular function: RNA binding. Gene Ontology annotation, biological process: mRNA 3'-end processing by stem-loop binding and cleavage. Gene Ontology annotation, cellular component: mRNA cleavage and polyadenylation specificity factor complex.
AUGUUUGAGUUUGUGUCAUUGGCACCGCCAAAACAGAUUGCCGAGCCUGUGGAUGAACCCGAUGAAGAUUCGUACGACCCCUUUGAAGAUCAAGACGUGAAGGAUGAGGACGAAGACGACAAGAAAGUUUUGCAGCUUGAACAGCUGAAAAACACCUCCAAGACACAAGCCAGACUUCUCACUUUUGACGGCCAAAUCAAUAUCCUGGCCGACCCUGGAUGGGACGGAGUGAGCGAUCUAUCGUAUUUGGAGCCGCACAUCCCCAACAUCCAUCUAAUCAUUCUCUCGCAAACGACCACCGAGUACCUCGGAGCCUUUGCGUAUCUUCUGUACAAAUACCCGAUUCUUCGCAAAGUGAAGACGUACGCGACGCUUCCUGUUUCCAAACUCGGACGAUUGGCAGCCAUAGAGCUCUAUAGAUCGGCUGGGCUGGUUGGCCCGCUGAAGGGUGCCGUUUUAGACGUGGAAGACGUGGAAAACUACUUCAACUCCAUCAUCACAGUCAACUACUCCCAAUCCGUGUCUUUGACAGGCAACUUGUCGGGAAUCACCAUCACAGCGUUCAAUUCUGGCCAUACACUAGGAGGAUCGUUCUGGCUGCUCAACAAGGAUGCUGAGAAGAUUGUGUACGCUCCCACAUGGAACCACUCCAAGGACUACUUUCUGAAACCGGGCCGCUUGAACUUGCCAAAUCUUCUCCGUGCCACCACUUUGAUCAGCGGGUCUGAUUUAGGGUCCUCGUUGUCGCACAAGAUGCGAAUCAGCAAGUUCAUGGAGCUAGUGAAACUCACGUUGAUGAACGGGACGUCCAUUUUGCUCCCGACCUCUGUCACCGGCAGAUUGCUGGAGCUGCUUCCUUUGCUUGACCAGAAUGUGCCGAUAGAUAUCAACUUCUACCUUGUCUCUUUCACAGGCAAGAAAUCGUUGGAAUUUUCGGGCAACAUGCUGGAGUGGAUGUCGCCGGAUAUCACCAAGAACUGGGAGAAUCAGAACCGAACGCCGUUCGAGUCGAACAGACUGAAACUCAUAUCAUUGCGGGAUCUUGCCUCGCUUGACCACAGGCCAAAGAUAAUCUUUGUGGACGGCACAGAUCUCAACGAAGGGUCUCUUUCUAGAGAUUGUUUCGUAGAGCUUUGUUCCAAGCACAACACCGCGCUGAUCAUGACUGAGAGGCCGGAAGUGAACACCACAGCAUAUGAUGUGUACAAGGAGUGGGAGAGCAAGGUAAAAAGCGAUAAUAAUCUGAAAGACGGCGCACUGACCAUUCUUGAAAAACAGAUGUCUCUGUCCGUAACCAGGGAGGAAAAACUGCGUGGCUCGGAACUGAAUGCCUACAAAAAAACUGUUGAGGAGCGUAGGCAGCGCCGCAAGGAGCAGGAGGUGCAAGAAAGACUGAACAACGACCUUCUGGACACGCUGAUCGGCGAGGACGAAGACGAUGAUGACGACGAUUCGGAACUUUCUGACGGAGAAGACGCUGGUGCCGACGCCGAAAAUGGAGAGAACGACGAAGUCAAGACCACAACAACGUCCACCGCGCUGAUUCAGUCCACACAUUCAGCAAAGGACGAAGAGGAGCAUAUCACUGUCGACCAAAUUUUGCAGAUGCCUAUGGACUUUGACGUGCGGAAUGCCAAAGGAAGAAACAGGAUGUUUCCCUUCAUUGUCAAAAAAGUCUCCGUCGACGACUACGGGGAAGUGAUCACACACAGCGAUUUUAUGAGAGAAGAGGAAAAGUUUCCUCUCAACAAGCCCGCCUACGAAGAAGAGGUGGAGGAAGUUGUGGAAGAAUAUCUGGAGAACGGGAAGAGAAAAAGACGCACGGUGAAGAGGCAGGUCAAAAAAAGUAGAAAAGCAACUGUCGUUGAACAGGCGAAGGAAAAAGACACCGUCUACAACCUGGACGCGCUGGCAGAUCCGAAAGUGCGCAGCAUCAAACCCAUUUCUGUGGAAGUCCGGUGCGGUCUCGCGUUUGUGGACCUGUCUGGAUUGGCGGAUCUGAGAUCCAUGAGAAUCACCUUCAACUCGGUGAAACCUCGUAAGGUCAUCUUGCUUCCAAACACCACACAGGCCUAUAUGGGGGGCGCGUUGGACGUGAUGGGCGCGGUCAUGGCCCAGCAGAAAUCCAAGAUGCUGGCCAUUUACCAGGCUGACGACGCAUCUGGCAUUCUAGGCACAGAUUACAUUCUUUCCAAGUUCAACGAAAAAAUCGACCUCGGCAACGUCGUCACUUCGUAUGACCUCGUCAUCUCCAACGAGCUCAACAACACGCUCAACUGGCAGGCAAUCACGGGCGGAUACUCGAUCGCGCACGUUUACGGAGAAGUGGUGCCAGUGACGCCCGGAGACAAGCAUUUGAAGCUUGUCCCACCCACCAACGCUAACGUAAUGCCUGUUUCCAACUCUAUUAGUAUUGGAGACAUCAAAUUAACAGAGCUGCGUCGCAAGCUGACGGAGCUCAACCAUGCAGUCGAGUUCCGCGGGGACGGUACGCUCGUGGUCAACAACCAGCUUGCCGUCCGAAAAGUCACCGACGGUAACCUGGUGAUUGACGGUGCGAUGGGCCAGCUUUUCUACCAGGUUCGCAGCCUUGUCCAGGAUAUGCUCGCGUACGUUUGA